AUGCCAGAAGAGGAACCAGGCCUCGUGGACAGACUCUGUGAAGGGGAGUUCGGCCGUUCUUGUGGGGGGCGGGGGGUGGUGGGUGGGGAAGAUAGAGGUGGGCGGCGGCGGGGGGGGGAUGUUUGCUCGCGCUUUUUCAUCACCACCUAUAUAAACCGGGACCUCGUCUUCAGCCGCACCAGCUUUACGCAACUCCUCGAGCAAACCCAAGUCGACUGUGCCUACCACCCCGAUCCACCCUAUCACCUCUACCAGAAAAAGCAAAUAUCUUCUGCUACCGACGGCUCAUCCGCUGGCAUGCCCCUGCAGCCCCUACAGGAUCCCGAUCAGAGGUUCACACAUCUACUCUACGAUUCCAGUACUUGUGUGCCUACUUUCCACGUGCCACUAAGUCCACUAGACGACAAGGAAAACAUCCCCCGUGCGGCAGGGGAAAGCUCAGAUAAAUCCAUCAGGAAACGCUGCUCCCGAACAAACCCUCAUAAGGGGGCUAAAAACUCCAACAAAUUGGCUCUCUCUUCCAAAGGCAUCGACAGCAGUACAGUGCGCGUGCCCGUCGCGCGACGCAACGAACGAGAGCGAAAUCGCGUGAAACUGUUAAAUCUCGGCUUUGCUCGCCUGCGCGCAGUGGUACCCUCCAAGGAGGGCGAGCAGCUAAGCAAAAUUUCCACCCUAAAGAAGGCCAUUUGGUAUAUUGAACAUCUGGACAGGGUGCUUAGUGAACCCCUGGAAGACAGCGCAUCUGAGGCAUCGGACAGUGCCAAUGGUGGGGUAGACCAGGACAACAGCCGGAUCGGGGUGGUAGGCACAGACUUGGGUUUUGCUGGACCCUCUUCCAGCACCUUCCUUGCGUAUCAGACUGACGCCCACGCAACCAGCGAUGACAAGGGCGGAUGCCAGGCGCACUGUGAAAACUCUUCGCCAGCCAAACCAAAGUUUCCGUCACCCAUCCUGCCGGAAUACUACUAUCCGAGCUACUACUCCCAACAGAGUAUCUGUGAGUCUGAGACAGGUCCACGACGGGCGCUGGACUUCAUAACUCCACUUAGGAGGACAAUGGAUACAUUCUCCGGUCCCGGAGACAGUGGCUAUGACAGUAGUAUCAACAGCAGCUGUCCACCUUUGUCUAGAGACAAACUGCCCCCUUAUGGUACUGCCUCUCCUUACGACUACGCCGUCUCGGGAACGGGUCCACCGAUGUCGCCAUUACCAGCUGCUGUCGCAAGUGGUUCUGUUUGGGAUCCCCUCAGCCUCAGUGGAAUCUCGCCUCUGAUGACACCGACAUCCUCGACGUCUGCACCACUACAGUGGUCCAUUUUUGAGCCUACGAUGAGGUGA
Messenger RNA from Spirometra erinaceieuropaei, 1338 nucleotides. The record is from the annotation of a GenBank genome assembly. NCBI's taxonomy places the organism in Eukaryota, Metazoa, Platyhelminthes, Cestoda, Diphyllobothriidea, Diphyllobothriidae.